AUGAGGUGUUUAGGCUACAUAUACCCAAACCAAUUCUUACAAUUGAGAGCCUGUGUAUAGUCACAUUUUGGGGAGGAAAUAGCUUCUGACAGCACAUUAUAAUCCUACAAAAAAGAUUUAUCCUACAUUAUAUUAAGCAUGGGAACAAAGUAGUCUACCCAAGUUAAAAUAUAACCUAACUGUUCUGUUCUCAAGAACUGCUCAGAGUAACUGUGAUCGGCUACAGCAGGUAAGGUGACAAAGUAUGAGCCAAAUGUCUAAAAGUGUUCUUGUGUAUACUUUGUAAAUGUAUAAGGAUAUUUAAAACAUUAAAGUUGAAUGUCUUAAUAGUUCAAGCUCUGUUAGAUACUGGGGUCAAUGGAAAAGUAUGUGGAGGAUGGGUACAGAACUUCAACUUCAAACAGUAAAAUAAAGUGCUGUAACGGUAGACAGAACCGUUAAUUGUGGUCUGUUGCACCGGUUUACUACUAGUCUACAUGUAGUCUAGUAUGUAAUAGUCUGCUCAUGUCUCAAGGGUCAAUGUCAAUAAUUCACACAUUAUUUCAAUGAAAGAAGAUCGAGAACGAAUAGUUUGGUUAGAAACCAACUUUUGGAAAGAGUCAUUUUUUUAAUGCAGUGGCUGCGUGACCUGAUUCUGUCGAAGCCUCUUCCCAAUAGCUGAAUAACUGUACCUUCUGCACAUGUGCUACUUUACGGUGAAAGGCAUGUUGUACAAACUUUGUCUGCUGUAACCACAGAGAAUGAUAGAGGCCUCUAGUGGCCAUUUUAGCAUGGGCAGCGUCAUUGAGGGCGUCCACCAUGCUUCUGCCAUUUUAAAGUAAUUAAAGUAGUCAACUGGGUGGGGACUCCUAUGAGUUGUAGGCUCAAUGGCACUGCCCAUGCUGUCACAGACGCUAUAAUGGCAUAGAUACAAAGAUGAGUCCUCUAUCUAGCUCUAUGGAAGGAACUAUAAACCACAUGAUCAACAUAUUGUACAAACUUAUUUGUCUCAUGUCUGUUGUAACUAUAAACAAUAUUAUAUUUUCAGAGUAGGAUAUGGCAGAAUAUAUUAAGAUUACACCAAGGUUCAUAGGUUACAUCAAUUGAUGGGGAGUAAGACAGCAUAAAACCAACAAAAAUUUACACAAAUGUCUUAAAAUACAUUCCACAUAGGCUACAGGUAGACUGAUUUGUGCAUAAAACAUGCGCAGAAUGUGAUAUGGUUACUUAGCUCUCGGGAAGAGGAGUCCUGGGGGGGCCAUUUUUCAAUUGAGGUGAACCCUCAGAGUACUGUAAAUCACAGAAGCACAUUCAAUUACAUUCUAUUCACAUGCUUGCUUUAUUGGCAGGUGACGUUUGCAAACUCCAUAGUUCUGAAGAUGGUACCUCCGCUUUGCUUUCACCACCUCAAACAAUACUGGGCCAUGUACAGGUUAAGACUGAUAAGGAAAAGCUGCUUGACUCAAAUUACAUUCCUUGACUUUGAUACUAGACGGUGUCAUUCUUCCAGACCUCCAGUAGAUUUGAUCGCUAUCAACUACCCAGCAGAAACAAUCAAUGGGAGAAAAUACCGAGACAACCAUCAGACCAGUCAGAUAACCACUCUCUAAAAUAAACCACAUCUUAAAAGCUAAUGAGUACAGUUAUAAAGUCAAUGGAUAUGAUGGACGAAACUCUGUUAACUCAAUUUUAGGGUUUGAUAGUAACAUGUUGGCAUCAAAUGCUCUGAGUGAGGACCGCAGGAGUGCAGCGACUUGUCUCCAGAGUAGGGGAAUGCUUUUUGGGGUAUUCGAUGGACAUGCAGGUUAUGCGUGCGCCCAGGCAGUCAGUGAAAGGCUCUUCUACUACAUUGCUGUGACUCUACUCCCAGUGAAGACCUUAAGGGACAUUGAGGAUGCAGUUGAGAAUGAAAGGCCGGUGUUACCCAUGCUACAGUGGCACAAGCACCCAAAUGACCAUACCAGCACAGAUUCUGGGAAGCUUUACUUCAACAGCCUUAGGACGUACUGGCAAGAGAGGAUCGAUCUAGAGGAGGACGAGGACAGGUACGUCCAAACGGCUUUGAUGAAUGCAUUCAAGAGGUUGGACAAUGACAUUUCACUUGAGGCCCAGGUGGACUUUGGGGACCCCUUCUCCCACUUCACCCCUCUUCGGGUGGCUCUGUCUGGGUGCACAGCAUGUGUCGUCCACGUGGAUGGAAAUGACCUGCAUGUGGCCAACCUGGGGGAUAGCAGGGCUGUGCUGGGAGUCCAAGAGGAGAAUGGGACCUGGUCAGCACACACCAUCAGCAACGACCACAAUGCCCAAAACACAGACGAGUUGCAGAGGGUUCUCUCUGAGCACCCUGCGCUCGAACACAAGACAGUAGUCAAACACGGCAGGCUACUGGGCCUCCUCAUGCCCUUCAGAGGGUUCGGAGACAUUAAGUUUAAAUGGAGCGGUGAAAUGUUGAACAGGGUGUAUGAAACAAGACCAGACAUCUUGUCGGCCAAUGAGUUUGUUAAGAUGCUCCCACCUAACUACCACACGCCACCAUAUCUCAUUGCUGAGCCAGAGGUGACAAGCCACACACUGAGGCCAAAGGACAAGUUUCUGAUCAUGGCAACUGAUGGCCUAUGGGAGCUGAUGCACAGGCAAACUGUGGUGCAGGUCAUAGGAGAACAUCUGACUGGUCUACACUGGCAGAAACCAGUAUCUGGGCUCUCCUUUACAAUGGGACAGAUGCACAGGUUGCUCCAGGAGAGGAAAAGCAGAGCCAUUUCGGCUUUAGAGGACGAGAACUCUGCAACACAUCUGAUCCGCCAUGCUUUAGGGAGUGAUGGCUUUGGUACUGUGGAGCAAAGGCGCUUGUCGAAAAUGCUCAGCUUGCCUCAGGACCUGGCAAGGAUGUACAGGGAUGAUAUAACAAUUGUUGUAAUCCAUUUAAAUAGUGCCAACAUGUAAGCCAAUCAAAGAUCAGACAUUUCGGGGGGAUAAAGGGCUCUAUUUUUGGCCGGCGCUAAGAUGGCGCUCUUGUCUAACUGGUGCUGUGACAUUUUCCAAGAGAGCUGAUGAUGAUGGCGGUGACCCUCAUAUUUUGAAAUAUUUCAGUUGUUUUCCUGUAACAAUUGCUUGUUUUCUAUUCCAUUUGAUUAAAAACCAAGUCCUCUGUAGGCUUCCCUACUAUAACGAAGUCGCGUUCAAC
Coregonus sp. 'balchen' is the source of this 3163-nucleotide messenger RNA. Lineage: Eukaryota; Metazoa; Chordata; Actinopteri; Salmoniformes; Salmonidae. The record is from the annotation of a GenBank genome assembly.